Molecule: messenger RNA, 2387 nt
Organism: Thermothelomyces thermophilus ATCC 42464
Lineage: Eukaryota; Fungi; Ascomycota; Sordariomycetes; Sordariales; Chaetomiaceae
Exons: 3
Coding region: 298-2130 (610 amino acids)
Source: RefSeq, a predicted model, not a curated record
UGCGGUUAGCGCCCCUCAGCCCUGCGGGCGAUCUCCCCAAAGCGCCAAUCGCACAACGGUUCCAGGCAACCACUUCGGGGCCUCAGAACUGCCAAGCCUCCCCAGCCAUCCUGCUGACACCCCAGUCCGGGACCGCCAUGUGUGAACAGGAUCAACGGACCCUCCAGUGGUCAACAUCGCCCAUCCAGCUUCCGAUCCCGGCCUUUCUUUAAGUAGUCCCCCCCCCAUCCCGGCCAUCAACCACCGGGGCAAAGCUGCCAGCGUCAUGGUCCCUCGGGCUGUUUCCCGUUCCUCAGUAUGGCUCAGCCCUCUCCGCCAACCACGAGGCCAACCACGAGGCCAACCAGGGCCGCUCCCGCCAACAAUACACGCUUCUUCGGCUCCCAGAUAGGCGGCCGCUCCGUCAUCAACUAUGGUUAUACCGACAUGCCUUGGAAGCUCAUGGCUUGGGAUGUCUACUACUUCUUCAAGUACUCUUGGGCCAUUCCUUACAUUUUGUGGCCGCUCUCUCCUGCAGACUCGGGCGAGCUGAGCGAGCUCUCGCCGACAAAGGAGAACAUCCGGGCUAUCGCGAUUCACCUUGUGUUGUGCAUACUGCAGCUUGGCGGCCUGGUAGCGCUCCCAGCUCUGGCGGUGCUGCCGAUUUGGACAGCCACCAUCAUCGUCGGCGUUUUCUUGUUGGUCAACAAGCUUCUGUGCAUGCUGCUCAACGGCAAGGAAGUCGAGUAUCAUUCGGACCCCAAAUACGCGCCGGCACUGCCAGAACAUGCCCACGAGCAAUGGAUUUUCAUCAACGGGGUGGCGGUUGGGUCACAUUGGAUGCAGACCAAUCUCAACCGCCUCGCCGCCUCCUUCAAGCGGCCAAUCCUGGGCAUCCACAAUAGAACCUCUGGCAUCUUGUUCGACGUUGUCGAGUGCCUCAUCCAGCGCAACUGGGGAUACGCCACCAAGGACGUACGGGUCUGUUACCGUAUAAUCAAGAAGAAGCUGUACAACCCGCAAUAUUCCAAAGUCAUCUUCAUUCUUCACUCGCAGGGCGCCAUCGAGGGCAGCCUGAUCCUGGACUGGCUCCUCCAGGAACUCCCUCAGGACCUGCUUUCCAAACUCGAAGUCUACACUUUUGGCAACGCGGCCAACCACUUUAAUAACCCGCACCGCCACAUCCGUACCCAAAACCUGGCAAAGCUCAACCCGUCGGCGGCAUGCGUCGACUCGGUCCAGCUCACGCACAACCGCGAGGAAGCCGCCCGUGUCCCCCGCCGCCGUUGCCCGCAGCCGGGAUCCAGGCCCAACUCUAGUUCUAGCUCCAACUCCAGUUCCGGCUCCAGUUCCAGUUCCAGAUCCAGCUCCAGAUCCGGCGCCAGAUCCAGCUCUAGCUCCACCUCCUUCGAUCUCGAUGACGCGGCCGAUUCGUCCAACCGCCACUCGACCCCGACGACCACUGAGACGGAGAGCGGUGCCGGCACGGCCACGGCCCUCUUCACGGCCGCCGCCGGCAGCAGCCCGCACCCCUCCCACCACCCGGACCGCGCCAUCGGCUACAUCGAGCACUACGCCCACACGACCGACUUCGUCGCCGCCUGGGGGGUCCUGCACUUUGCCACCUCGUCGCCGUCCUCCCAGUUCGUCCCGCGCUUCAUCGGCCGCGUGUUUGCGCGCACCAGCCCCCGCGGCGGCCACCAGAUGGUGCAGCACUACCUGGACGGCAUGUUCCCCCUCCGAAGGGACCCCGCGACCGGGGAGCUGGCGAGGAACGCGGACGGGGUGCCCCUCGGGGUGGAAGAGGAGGGGAACGAGUUCAUGGAGAGCGAGGUCCUUGUUGGCGGUGGCGGGGACGGCACGGGCAGGGAGGAGGGCGAGGGAGAGGAACUGAGCGACGGUGAGGCGGCAGAUGGAGAGGAGCAGGAGCAGGUCGAGGUAGUCGACGUGAGUCCCGAGCCGGCGAGGGCGGAAAGCGGCGACGGGGCGGUCUCGCCGCGGAAGACUAGGAGGAAGCGGCAAGAAGGGGUGAGGGUCAAGGUCAAGGACGUGAGCCGGCUGUGGCAGUAUCGGAACGGACGCAGCCCGGAGGAGACGCCCCCUCUGCUUGUCAGGGGCAAGGACGGAGUGGUGAGGAACGCGACAAUGUAAAACGAGGGAUGUUUUUGGGUCUGCCGAGGCGAUCGGGAGCCGGGCGAAGGGGGGGCCGUCACGUCUUACGGAUACAGGUGCGUAACAUGCAUUGUGACGGCGUCUGGUAUCGUUUUGCUAUCUGGCUCAACGGUGGGACUGUUGAGAACGGGCUCUGAUGCGUCUCGAGGCAGUUCCCGUUCCCUUGAAUGGCUAUGACUAUAGACCGAAACAAGGAAUUUAUUACUACUUACUUUAUGAAGAUAAUGAAAAGGGGG